Molecule: messenger RNA, 1497 nt
Organism: Aspergillus ruber CBS 135680
Lineage: Eukaryota; Fungi; Ascomycota; Eurotiomycetes; Eurotiales; Aspergillaceae
Product: putative COP9 signalosome subunit 2 (CsnB)
Exons: 4
Coding region: 1-1497 (498 amino acids)
Biological process (GO): protein deneddylation
Cellular component (GO): COP9 signalosome
Source: RefSeq, a predicted model, not a curated record
AUGUCCGACGACGAUGAUUUCAUGCAGGACUCUGGUGACGAGGAUUAUGACUUCGAGUACGAAGAUGCCGAUGACGAUGAAUCUGGAGACGUUGGAAUCGAAAAUAAAUACUACAACGCCAAGCAGAUGAAGGCCGACAAUCCAGAGGAGGCUAUCGAUGAAUUUUUGGGUGUACCUGCACUGGAAGAAGAGAAAAGCGACUGGGGAUUCAAAGGAUUGAAACAGGCCAUCAAGCUUGAAUUCAAACUGGGAAGAUAUGGCGAUGCCGUCGAACACUACCGCGAACUCCUUACCUAUGUUAAAUCGGCCGUUACACGAAACUACUCGGAGAAGUCGAUCAACAACAUGCUGGAUUACAUCGAGAAAGGCUCGGACGACGCCAAGGCCUAUCAGUGCAUGGAGGAAUUCUACUCGUUGACCCUCUACUCUUUCCAAAACACCAAUAACGAGCGUUUAUGGCUGAAGACCAACAUCAAGCUGGCCCGUCUUUGGUUGGAGCGCAAGGAGUAUGGCCAGCUGAGCAAGAAGGUGCGGGAGUUACACCGCGCAUGCCAACGGGAAGACGGCUCGGAUGAUCCCAGCAAAGGCACCUAUCUGCUCGAACUCUACGCCCUUGAGAUCCAGAUGUAUGCGGAAACGAAGAACAACAAACGACUCAAAGCCCUGUACCAGCGAGCGCUCCGUGUGCGGUCGGCCGUGCCACACCCCAAGAUCAUGGGAAUUAUCCGCGAGUGUGGUGGAAAAAUGCACAUGAGUGAAGAGAACUGGGAGGAAGCACAGAGUGACUUUUUCGAAUCGUUCCGGAACUACGACGAGGCAGGAUCAAUGCAGCGGAUCCAGGUGCUUAAGUAUCUGGUGUUGGCGACCAUGUUGAUGAAGUCGGAUAUCAACCCGUUUGAUUCACAGGAAACAAAGCCGUACAAGAGCGACCCACGCAUUUCGGCCAUGACCGACUUGGUGGAUGCAUUCCAGCGGGACGAUAUCCACACGUACGAAGCAAUCCUGAGCAAAAACCCAGACGUGUUGGCCGAUCCAUUUAUUGCGGAGAAUAUCGAUGAGGUCAGUCGGAAUAUGCGGACUAAGGCCAUUCUCAAGUUGAUUGCCCCGUACACGAGAUUUUCGUUGAACUUUAUCUCCAAGAACAUAAAAAUCUCCGUGCAGGAAGUUCAGGACAUUUUGAGCUUCUUAAUCCUGGACAAAAAACUCGAUGCUAAAAUUGACCAAGAAAAUGGUAUUGUCGUGGUAGAAAAUAACAGCGACGUGGAUCGAUUACGAUCUCUCCAGGAGUGGAUCUCGUCGCUACGGACGCUGUGGGAAGCGACCCUGAACGGCGAGGGGUUUAAGGCGGACGAGGCUGCACAGCUUCAGAGUAUGGCAGCCGGACCCAUGUUCCCAUUGGGGUUUGGCGAUGACGGUUCAGUGGGGGCAAGUAUGCGCACCCGAUCACGGGGCGGAUUCAAAGGCCGGGGAGGAAAGGUCGGAUCGAGGGCGUUUUAG